AUGGGUCAACUAGGAAGGGCACUCGAACUGACUCUACGCGCCACGACCGAGGAUCGAAACAGCGUGAGACAAAGGACGACGAGUCUCGACAGUGACUCGAUGCGCCUACGACUAGAGGUCGAGACGGCGUCGGCCAGAGCGGACAGAGGAGGAUGGGAAGGAAAGAAUGGGAAAUAUGUGAGGAAAGGUGGACAGACUCUAUGCGCCGCGACCAAAGAUCGUGCGCCUCGACCAAAGAUCGCGACGGCGCAAGCCAAAGGGUUAGGCUCAGCACUUGACUCUACGCGCCUACGACUAGAGGUCGAGACGGCGUUAGCCAAAAGGAAAGAUUCGGAACUGACUCAGCGCGCCGCAACCGAAGAUCACGACGGCGCAAGCCAAAAGGAAAGACUCGGCACUGACUCAACACGCCGCGACCAAAGAUCGUGCGCUGCGACCAAAGAUCGCGACGGCGUCGAGACGGCGUUAGCCAGGGAGCAGAAGGAGGGAUAG
Molecule: messenger RNA, 492 nt
Organism: Trichoderma virens Gv29-8
Lineage: Eukaryota; Fungi; Ascomycota; Sordariomycetes; Hypocreales; Hypocreaceae
Exons: 2
Coding region: 1-492 (163 amino acids)
Source: RefSeq, a predicted model, not a curated record